UAUGGAGUCAUUAAAUGAUGGUAGUUAAUCGAGGAAAAAAUACGCUGUGAUCACACCAGCAGUGAGAAUGGCUUUUAUUAAAAGAGUCUAAUCCAAAUAAUCAACAAUAAAGUAGGCUGCGCAAGAAUUUGGAAUUAAGUUUAGCACGUCUAAAGCUAUUUUGUAAACUUACAGAAGGGAAGGAAGAGUAGGGAAGAAGAAGACACGUCAGAGACGAAGUACUUCUAAGUUAGAAUCUCUACCUGAAAAACCUUAAGAAAUCAAUAAAACAAAAGAAUCGUUGGCUCCAGUCCAAUCUACUUAGACUUCGCCCAUCGACCAAUAAUUUCAAUCGUUAUAAUUAUAGUUAAACUAAUAAAUUUAACUGAUGUAGCUCAGCCUGUCCAUGAAUCCAUACAUGCUUCUUCAACAGUAAGUGUAUUAAUUUGAUUCUAGAAACCAAUAUUUAAACUAGUGUCUAAUGUAAUUGCAAACCCAACAAAUGAUCAAUUCUUAAGGAUGGUAGUAACCUAUUCAGCAAACUCAGCCUCAUCUUUAAUAAUUUGGCCGUAUACAAGAGCAAAGACAAUAUAUAACUCCGUUAUAAUCUAGCAAGUGUCUGGACCAAAAAUUUGAUGAAGGACGUACUACACUAAAGGAUUUCAUUUGAGAAUGAUAG
Messenger RNA from Paramecium octaurelia, 658 nucleotides. The record is from the annotation of a GenBank genome assembly. Lineage: Eukaryota; Ciliophora; Oligohymenophorea; Peniculida; Parameciidae.